Messenger RNA from Puccinia graminis f. sp. tritici CRL 75-36-700-3, 2357 nucleotides. RefSeq lists its product as uncharacterized. NCBI's taxonomy places the organism in Eukaryota, Fungi, Basidiomycota, Pucciniomycetes, Pucciniales, Pucciniaceae. The coding region runs from base 525 to 2357 and encodes 610 amino acids. Gene Ontology annotation, biological process: DNA-templated transcription. The record is from RefSeq and is a predicted model, not a curated record. Gene Ontology annotation, molecular function: zinc ion binding; DNA binding. The transcript is spliced from 8 exons.
GCCGGCGAGAUGAACGCAACCACCCCAGAACCAGAAAGCGCGCCAAAACGGCGAAGGUAUCGUAUGUUGUUCACUUCUGCUGGGGCUAGGAUAAACAUCGAGCAGCAUUCACUCUCACUCGAUGUCUUUCUUUCUUCACAGGAAUCCCUCGUAGUUGCGAUAGAUGCAGGACUAGUAAAGUGAAAUGUGUCGUCGAAAAUGAUCGCUGUAUCAAUUGCGUCAGAAUUGGUGUCAAGUGCACGUUUGCCAAUCCAGGCAGUUUGAAGGAGAGACCACCAACAAUCAAAGAGGCCGAGCAACUUGAGGCUCAUAUCAGAUCUUUGGAGCGACUCCUUCACGCGGUGGACCCUACUCUUGACCUCAACGACUUACCAGAUCCUGACACGCUCGUUCCAAACUCACAAGAUGGGUCCCAGCUUCCCAGUCUAUCCCACGCCGACCCGGCAUUUCAACCAGAGCAUCACGCCGCUCAAACUGCUCCAGAAGAGCACCAUGAGUCUCAGCUUUCGGCGGUUCUUAGCGGGAUGCAUGGUUUGAACAUCACAGCGAGGCCUGCUGUCACAAACAUGCAUUGGACUCAGUCAGACAAGACUCAACCGAUGUCCAAAUUUCUCGGUCUCGUCGUCUCCCCGGACCAGUAUAUCGGCCCGAAUUCCGGGCUCAGCAUGGCCGAUCCAUCGUCGCUUGGGAUUCCCAAACUGCCUGUCUGGGACUUUGACACCCUAGGUCCGGUGGAUGAAUAUCUGCGUCUUCGCCAUGAUCGAUAUGUCUCGAGCGCGACAUGCUUCUAUCCGGAGCCUGACUUGGAGGAAGCGCUGCUCACGAUUUACUUCGAGCGUUUCCACCCAUUCGUCCCGGUCAUCCAUCCGACCAUGUUUCGUGGGCUUCAUAGGUCUGGACUGGCGCAGACCAACCCCACCUUCAGAGCUCUCUGUCUGCUCAUGUUUUCCAUUGCUAGUGGAUGGUCAUCGGAUCCUAGGGUCCGGCUCGACUUGGCCGGCAGGCAACAGCUCUCGCCGGAAUACGUGGGAGUCCGCUUCACUCACGCUGGGCUUCUGUGUCUCUUUCAACCCGGCUACGAUCGCGCAACCCUUUUCCAUUUGCAGGCUUUUGUCUUGUUGACAAUCGUCUCGCUAGGCGCACACCAGCUCCCGAUGACCUGGAUUUUUGUUGAGCGGGGUCUGCUUCAUGCACAGGAAUGCGGUGCUCAUCGUGAAGUGCACCAUCUUUGGAACGCUGAUCCUCUUCAGGACUAUCUCCGGCGUCAGGCUUUCUUUCAGUUAUACGAAAUGGCUUACAGGACUAGUUAUUCGUUGGGUAGGGCGCCUUUGGUGGAAUAUGAUGACUUUGAUCUCCAACCAACUCAUGUCCAGCGUGGCGAUCCGCUGGGCAUCUUUGCGAACCCAUAUUCGAGGAUCAGUCCAGCCGUCCAUCAAGCACAUGUGGCAUUUGAUGAAGUCAGAGCAUCGCUCUUGGAACUCGGCUCGCUCAAGUAUAUGAUGCGCCUGUUGUUCAAGAUGCAAGCGGAUUCGAAAGCUCCCGUGGGAAUUGAAUCAAUGAAAACCUUGAAAGCAUUGGUCGACCAGCUCGACCUGAGUGCUAGGAAAUGGUUCGAUAAGGUGCCUCCGAUCUUCAAACGCGUCGACAUCAAUGCUCCUGCCGAAAUCUUGAUUUUCUCGGUGUUUGUGACUGUUCACUAUUCACAGUUUCAGAUGUUGAUACACCAAACGUUAUUCCACUACCAAGACAACGAGCCAGCCGCCACCCAAUCGACGAGGAACAUGAAUCCGCACAUCCACCGGUUCGUCGAGUUUGCGAUGCUGUCCAUUCAAGCCAUGGGCGCCCUGCGCCUUCGGGGACUGCUCACAAAGGCUUUCCAUUGGCUGCCGUUCGAAAUCAUGUUUGCCGUCAUCCUCCUGGUCUGCGCUACCAGGAAACAGAAAGAGUCGAUCGGUCCUCUGGAGAUUAAAGUCAGACGCGAUAAUAUCCUCUUGGUGAUCGCGAUUCUGGACGAAUUGGCCUCUAGUGUCCACACAGCAGCCACUUACAGCAAAGUGACCAAGAUAAUGUUAGACGUACUAGACGGCACGAACGGGUCCUUACUCGACUCCUUACAGCCGCCAUAUCGAACCCAGCAGGAUCAAAAACCGGCUUUCAAUCGACGCCCAUUCACCGAUUCUCCGACGGUCACAACUGACGAUCGCAAGGAGGACUCCGCGUGGGACCCGUCCGAACUUUCGUCUACCAUCUUCGUCGAUGCCCCGGCUUUGAAGCUGUCCGUCUUCCCUGCCUCGUGCUCUCCCCCGACCUAUCCUCUUCCUGCUCACUCCACCACUCCAACUAACGUCCUUCAUUAA